GCACCUUGCUCCACGUUUUCUGUCCCAGCGUUCCUUUUCACGCCUGCGGAAGCCCGGGCCGCUGGCGGGGGUGAAGGAAGCAUGGGCGCCGCGGCGGAGCUGGGGGCCGCGGCGAGGGGCUCGCUGCUGCUGUGCGCCGCGCUGCUGGCAGGGGGCUGCGCGCUGGGCCUGCGGCUGGGCCGCGGGCGGGGGUCGGCGGACCGCGGGGCGCUCGCCUGGCUCUGCUACGACGCCCUGGUGCACUUCGUGCUGGAGGGCGCUUUUGUCUACUUGGCUCUUGUGGGAAACGUUGCUGAUUCCAGUGGCUUGCUUGCUUCAUUGUGGAAAGAAUAUGGCCAAGCUGAUGCAAGAUGGCUUUAUUUUGACCCGAACCUUGUGGCUGUGGAGCUUCUGACUGUUUUCCUGGAUGGGUCUCUGGCAUUGUUCCUCGUUUACGCCAUUGUCAAGGAGAAAUGUUAUCGGCAUUUCAUACAGAUCACCCUGUGCGUGUGUGAAUUGUAUGGUGGGUGGAUGACCUUCUCCCCAGAAUGGCUUACGGGAAGUCCCAACCUCAACACCAGCAAUUGGCUCUACUUUUGGGUAUAUCUGGUAUUUUUUAAUGGUGUGUGGGUUCUGGCGCCAGGACUGUUACUGUAUCAGUCAUGGGUAGAACUCAGGAAAAUGCAUGACAGGGAAACCUGUUUGGGGAAGAAGCUUCACUGAAUUUUCAAAACCAUAAACACUAUUUAUUAUCUUGCUUUAUGAACCAGAAUGACUCUAGCCUUUUUGUUUGGCCAAAAUGUAAUACAGUCCAGUUUAUACUUUCUUUUUAUAAUGUUGUUCCUGAACAGCCUAUUUCAGAUUGAUUGUAAGGUGGCAAGAUUUUAUAUCUUUUUUUCCAGUUAAAUGGAAAUGUAGGGGGAAAAUAAUCCAUUUUAAUUUGUAAUAAUAGCACAUUUAAUUGUACGUUUUAAUGAUGUCAUUAAUUGUUCCAUAUUAAUAAAGCCAAUUUAUUCUAGAAUACUCUAGAGACUGUUACUUUAAUUUUUUAUCCCAAAGAACAUGUUAUUGCUUCAUCUUUCAAUCAUCUCACUAGUUUUUUGGUUUCCAAAAUGAAAUCGGAAGUGGAAUAAAUGAUUGUAUUUUACAUUUGUACUUUUUCAUCUUUGUGAACCCGAUAAAAAAUGGUAAUAGUAGGGACUUGAGAGUGAGCUAAUCCUUAUGGGUAAACAUUUGGUCUUCACACAGCAAACGUCUGAUUUAUACCUGUCCCUUUUCACGGAGGAGGAGUGGAGAAAUUGUACAGGAACACACAGCACAUAUGAUAAAAAAAAAAAAAAAGGACAUCAGGAAGCAGGAGCAGAGGGAAAUGAGGGUGAGAAAUAAUCAGAUAAAGGUAAAAUUAAUAUGCAAAAUGUACAGCGUUUGCAUUUGAAGCACAAAUUGGGCACUACCUUCAGUACCAAGAGGGAAACAUGACCAAAUGGUGUUCAUAAAACACUAGUUUUGGGACAUGACUAUAGCAGCUCUGUGGUGGUUGGGAAGCCCUGGUGGUGCAGUGGUGAAGAGCUCGGCUGCUAACCAAAAGGUUGGCAGUUGGAAUCUACCAGCCACUCCUUGGAAACCCUAUAGAGCAGUUCAACUCUGUCCCGUAGGGUGACUACGAGUCAGAAUCCACUCAACGGCAACAGGAAACGGGAUGGGGGUUGGGGUGGAGGUACUCACAUUAACUUAUUCAAUACUUGCUGUCUUAGUUAUCUGGUUAUCUAGUGCUGCCACAGGCAGAUGGCUUUAACAAACAGAAGUUUAUUCUCUCACAGUCUGGGAGGCUAGAAGUCUGAAUUCAGGGUGCCAGCUCCAGGGGAAGGUUUUCUCUCUCUGCCAGCUCUGGAGGAAGGUCCUUGUCGUCAAUCGUCUCCUGGUCUAGGAGCUCCUCAGCUCAGGGACCCCAGGUCCAAAGGACAUAACUCUGCUCCAGGCACUACUGUCUUGCAGGCAUGAGGUCUCUGUCUCUCUGCUCACUUCUCUCUUUUAUAUCUCAAAAGAGGUUGACUCAAAAUACAACUUCGUCUUGUAGAUUGAGUAUUGCCUUAUUAACAUAACUGGCUCUAAUCCUGCCUCAUUAACAUCCUAGAGGUAGGAUUUACAACACAUGGGAAAAUCACAUCAGAUGACAAAAUGAUGGACAACCACACGGUACUGGGAAUCAUGGACUAGCCAAGUUGAUAUACAUUUUGGAGGGACACAAUUCAAUCCAUGACACUUGCAUUUGGCUAUAAACUCACAGCUAUAUAUAUGUGUGUGUGUGUGUGUAUACACACAUAUAUACAUAUAUAUAUAUAUGGCACUGGGUUUAUGAUAAGGAUGCUACAGAACAAUCAAGAGGGUGAUCUUUUCAGUGAAUGGGUCCAGACCAGUUAUGUAUCCAUGUGAAUCUUGACCCUUACCUCAUAUCAUAUACAAUAACAGAUUCCAGGUGGAUUGAGAGCUAAACAGCAAAAGCCAGACAGUAAAGUUUCAAGAAAACAUUUCUUAAAGAGGACACAAAAAGCACCAACCAAGAAGGAAAAGAUUAAUAAAUUCACUACAUUUAAAGUAAGUACUUCUCUUCGUCAAAAGCCACCUUUAAGAGAAUGGAAAGGGAAGUCAGAGAUUAGAAGAUAUUUUCACUACGUAUAACUGACAAGACUCAUCCCAAAUAAAGAACUUCUGUAAAUCAAUUAGAAAAAGACAGGCAAUCUGAUAGAAAAGUUGACAAAAUAUUUGAAUAAACACUUCACAAAAGGAAAUAUACAAAUGACCAUUAUCAGAGAAAUGCUAACUAAAGCCAUAAUAAGAUACUAUUAGAUACCUACCAGAGUGGCUAAAAAUGAAAAGACUGACCAUGCCAAGUGUUGGUGAAGAUGUGGAGCAACUGGAACUCUCAUACACUGGUGAUGAAAGUAUAAAGUGGAAAACUUUUGAAAUAAUUAUUAAAACUGAACAAGUAAAAAAAAAAAAAAUUUUUUUUUUUUUUUACGUGCCCUAUAAACCAGUAAUUUAACUCCUAGGUAUAUAACUCAUAGAAAUAUCUACUAGGUGCACCGUAAUGCCAGCAUUAUUCAUAAUAACCAAGAACUGGAAACAACCUAAUUUGAUAAGUUGUGGUAUACACAUAAAAUGGACUAUUGCUUCUGGGUGGCACAAACAGUUUGUGCUCAGCUACUGACUGAAAGUUUGGCAGUUCAAAUCCAAACAGCAGCACUGUGGAAGAAAGGUCGGGUAAUCCACUUCCAUAAGAUUACAGCCAUUGAAAUCCCUGUGGAAUGCAGUUUACUCUGACCCACAUAGGGUCGCCAGGAGUUGGAACUAACGUGACAGCAAUGAGUUUGGUUUUUCUGGUAUACACCCAUGAAAAUAAACUCAUAAUAACGUGGAUGAAUUCCACAGACAAAAUAACGAAAGAAGCCAGACCAAAAGAAUACAUACUAUAUGAUUUCAUUUGUAUAAAAUUCAAAAACAUAAAAGUAAUCUAUGCUGUUAGAAAUCAGGGUAGAGGCUGCCUUUGGGGAAGAGGGUGAGUGUAGGGAUAGGAGAGGUCAGAGGAGGCUUCUGAGAUGCCAGUAAUGUUCUGUUUUUGUAAUUUGGGUGGUAUUCAUUCAACUGUACACUUUUGAGUUGUGAGCUUUUCUGUGUAUAUGUUUGUUCUGGGUUGAACCAUCUCCCCAAAAAGAUACAUAGCAAAAAAGAAAAACCAAACCCAUUGCCAUCGAGUCAAUUCUGACUCACAGCAACCAUUUAGGACAUAGUAGACCUGUCCCAUAGAGUUUCCAAGGAGCGCCUGAUGGAUUUAAACUGCCGACCUCUCGGUUCACAGCCAUAGCUCUUAACCACUACACCACCAGUGUUUCCCGGUACCUGUGAAUAUGACCUUGUUGGAAAUUGAGUCUUUACAGAUGUUAUUAGUUGAUAUGAGGCCAUACUGGAGUAGGGUGGGUCCUAAUCCAGUUUGAGUGGUGUCCUAUAAAAGACAAGAGUCACACAAGAAACAAUGUCCUGUGAAGGUGGAGGCAGAGA
Messenger RNA from Loxodonta africana (African savanna elephant), 4035 nucleotides. RefSeq names its product EBP like (gene EBPL). NCBI's taxonomy places the organism in Eukaryota, Metazoa, Chordata, Mammalia, Proboscidea, Elephantidae. The transcript has 4 exons. Gene Ontology annotation, cellular component: membrane; endoplasmic reticulum. Gene Ontology annotation, biological process: sterol metabolic process. Bases 82 to 702 code for a protein of 206 amino acids. The record is from RefSeq and is a predicted model, not a curated record. Gene Ontology annotation, molecular function: cholestenol delta-isomerase activity.